Danio rerio (zebrafish) is the source of this 4985-nucleotide messenger RNA. It is a transcript of the gene itga11a, whose product is annotated as integrin, alpha 11a. NCBI's taxonomy places the organism in Eukaryota, Metazoa, Chordata, Actinopteri, Cypriniformes, Danionidae. The record is from RefSeq and is marked validated. Gene Ontology annotation, biological process: cell adhesion. Gene Ontology annotation, cellular component: integrin complex; plasma membrane; cell surface.
AGCCGGGUGUACAGGAGAGCGCACUGUCAGGAUAUUUCAUCCUUCUGCACACACACACAUACACCAACACACACAUUUUCUUACGUUCUCCCUCUCCAACACACACAUGGAGUACAACUGGAUCCACCUCCUCUGGGUUUUCUGGAGCGUGAUGCCAGGGCUCCAUGACUGUUUCAACAUUGACACCAGAAAUCACAGGAUCAUAAAGGGCCCCAGGCAGACACAGUUUGGCUACACUGUCCAACAACACAUUGCUGGAGGACAAAAAUGGUUACUGGUAGGAGCCCCACUGGAAACAAAUGGACAGCAUCAGACAGGAGACGUGUACAAAUGUCCCUUAAGCAGACGAUCUGGAGGACCCAGCUGCUCCAAACUCAAUCUUGGAAAGAUAUCGUUGACAAAUGUAUCUGAACGAAAGGAAAGGAUGAGACUUGGAAUGACCCUUUCGUCCAACCCUAAAGACAACAGCUUUGUGGCUUGUGGUCCCCUCUGGUCAUAUGAAUGUGGCAGCUCAUACUACAGCACUGGAAUUUGCUCCAGAGUCAAUGCCAGCUUUAAAUUUUCCCGCACUAUUGCUCCUGCUUUCCAAAGGUGUGAGACAUACAUGGAUAUAGUGAUUGUCUUGGACGGUUCAAAUUCAAUCUACCCCUGGAAUGAAGUUCAAGACUUCCUUAUCAACAUCCUGAGGAAAUUCUACGUUGGACCGGGACAGAUUCAGGUUGGAGUACUCCAGUAUGGAGAAAAGGUGGUAAGCGAGUUUCAGCUGAAUGACUUCCGCUCUGUGGAGGACGUGGUCAAAGCAGCCCGAAAGAUUGGCCAGAGAGGAGGAGAAGAGACCAACACUGCGCUGGGAAUCAAUGUUGCACGCUCAGAGGCCUUUAAACAGGGAGGCAGAAGAGGAGCAAAGAAAGUCAUGAUAGUCAUCACAGAUGGAGAAUCGCAUGACAGCGCAGACCUCCAGCAGGUUAUUGAGGAAAGUGAGAAGGACGGCAUCACCCGAUAUGCCAUUGCUGUACUGGGUUACUACAACCGCAGGGGCAUCAACCCUGAAGCUUUCCUCAACGAGAUUAAGUACAUCGCCAGUGACCCCGAUGAUAAGCAUUUCUUCAACGUGACAGACGAGGCAGCUUUGAAGGACAUUGUGGACGCUCUAGGAGAGAGGAUCUUCAGUUUAGAGGGGACAAGCAAGAACGGGACAGCAUUUGGUCUCCAGAUGUCUCAAGCCGGCUUCUCCACACACACAGUGGAGGAUGGUAUUUUAGUGGGAGCUGUGGGAGCUUAUGACUGGAACGGCGCUGUGCUAAAGGAGACUCGGCAAGGGAAAGUGGUUCCACCGAAAUCCUCCUAUGAACAAGAGUUCCCAGAAGAACUAAAGAACCAUGGAGCCUACCUGGGUUACACAGUGACGUCUGUGGUGUCUGCUCGCAGUGGCCAGUUAUAUGUAGCAGGGGCACCUCGCUUUAACCACACGGGCAAAGUCAUCAUCUUCACCCUGAAAAAUACAGGAGAGCUCACUAUAUUGCACUCACUCAAGGGACAGCAGAUCGGCUCAUACUAUGGCAGUGAGAUUGCUCCAGUGGACAUUGAUAAUGAUGGAGUGACUGAUAACCUGCUGGUGGCUGCACCCAUGUUCUUCAGUGGAGGCUGGGAGAAAGGCAAAGUCUACAUCUACAGAGUCACUGAGCAGCCUCGCUUUAUCCUGGAAGGCUCGCUGGAGGUGUUAGAUCAGGGUCAGAAUGCACGAUUCGGCUCUGCAUUGGCUCCUGUGCCUGACCUGAACGGGGAUUCAUUUAAUGAUGUGGUGGUGGGAGCUCCGCUGGAGGACGACCACAAAGGAGCCAUUUACAUCUAUCACAGCCAACGCAACAGAAUACUGAGGAAAUAUAAACAGAGGAUUGGUGCAGUUCAGCUGGGCCCGGGUCUGCAGUACUUUGGUCGUAGCAUUCAUGGGAAGAUGGACAUGAAUGGAGAUGACCUGGUGGAUCUGGCUGUGGGCUCUCUUGGUGCUGCAGUUCUCCUGUGGUCUCGAAGUGUGAUCCGAAUCAAUUCAGUAGUCCGUUUUGAGCCCAGCAAGAUUAACAUAUUCAAUAAAGACUGUCGGAGAGGAGGAAAAGACGUGACAUGCAUGUCAGCUAUUGUAUGUCUGAAUGUCACAGCACGGACUCCUAUCAACCCCUCACAGGAAAUAGCUCUUAGAUACAGUGCUUUCUUUGAGGAGAAGCGCUUUAACCCUCGGGCUGUAUUUGAUGAUCCAGAUCGCCAGCAGCCACAAAACCUCACACUGCUUCCUGGAGAGGAGACCUGUGAUCACAUCUACUUCCACGUCAUGGAGACUACAGACUACGCCAGGCCAAUUAUAUUCACUGUAGAGACGGAGCUUUUGGACCUGUAUCACGGCCCAGUUCUGGAUGACAGCUGGCCAACGACUGUGAAAACACAGCUUCCCUUUUGGAACGGUUGUGAUGAAGAUGACCAUUGUGUUCCAGACUUGUUGUUACAAGCUCACACCGAUCUAAUGAAUCGCCAGCAGUUUUGUGGGCAGGCGUUUCGAGCAGCCAGUCUCUUAUGUCAGGGUCACACAUCAACAGACCCUUCUGAACGCAUUAUAGAGGGUUCCAGGAGGAAGAUGGUAGUGGAUGUACGUCUAGAAAACAGAGGAGAGAAUGCAUACGGAGCCAAGCUUAACAUCACUUACACUCAAAACCUACGCUUCUCCAGCCUUAUAGUGAAGGAUAACUCUGAUAUACAUAUAGACUGCCGUAAUGAGAACAAGCGGAAAUAUGAGAAAACCUGCAACAUCAGUGAACCCUUUAUGAGAGCAAAGUCCCAGGUUAUAUUUCGUUUGGAAUUUGAAUUCAGCCACUCGGUGCUGUUGGAUCACGUACGAAUCAUACUGGAGGUUACUAGUGAAGGAGAAGAAGUCAUCCUCUAUGAUAACUCCAAUGAAAUUUUCUACAAUCUGAAGUAUGAGGCUGAUUUGCUCUUUACAAGGGAUUUUUACCCGACCCGAUAUGAGCUUAAACCUGACCUCUCUCUAGAGAAAGCAGAUGAUUUCAACCCCCCAUUCAACUUUACCUUUCAGAUCCAGAACCUUGGUUAUUUUCCAAUUCAAGAUUUGCAACUCUACAUUGCAAUCCCUGAGGUCACAAAAAAUGGGAAUCAACUCCUGCAGAUCAGAGAUUUCCAUAUUGACCAGAUUGGUGGAAGCCAGUGUAUCCCCCCUCAGCAUGUGGCUCAUAGUCGGGCCUCUCCAGAAGACCUCUCACGAACAUCACGCCUGAACUACUCAAACACCCUGGCAGUGCCAGUGCAAUGCACCGUCAAUCUGCCUUCCUACAGAGACGUCAGCGUGAAGAUCGGCGGAUCCCUCCGUACUGAUGCACUGCAUGCGCUGAAGUUCAAAACCCUUGAGCUGGUGACGACAGCCUCAGUGGAGCUGAACCCUUCCAGCCCUAUGUUUCUGCCUGAAGAGAGGCCGGUCAGACAUAUAAUCCUAGAGAUUAGGAAAGAGGAGGAUUACCGUGUUCCCAUCUGGAUUAUCAUAGGCAGCACACUUGGAGGCCUGUUACUCCUCUCUCUUCUCAUUCUGGCACUCUGGAAGUUGGGGUUUUUCCAAAGACAGAAAAGGCGCGAAGAGGCCGAGAAUGAGGUCAAUGGCAAGACGAUGGAGGAGAGAUAACGCAGGCUGCUCAAGAGGGUUCAGACAGGCCUACAUCUCAGGGACAAACCAACAACUACAUUAGACGUCUCUGAAACAUGAAGAGAGGGAGAAAGACAGGACUUGAGGCAAUGAAAAAGGUAGAGGGAGAAGUUCUGUGCACUGGACGACCUGUUGUUCAUUGAUGAAAAACACUGCGAUGACCCUCACCAUGCCUGCACUGCUUACUGAGCCGACCCUGUGGAUGGGUCUCCAUCUCUCUUCUCAUCCCAGACCAAAACCCUGGGGCCGACAAGGCGAGGACUUUCUCCUGAGAGACACGCUCAACAGAGACUUUUGGAUGAUGCAUUUACAACAAAUGGCUUGUGGGAAGAACACAAAUUCAAAGGAAAGAACUUUUGUUUCUCACAGGGACUUUGGAAGCGCAUUGAUUACAUUUGUUCUUCUGCAAAUAUACAAAAGGAAACCUCAAAGGGCUGAGAUGGUACAAAACAGCCAUGUUUUCUGGUGCUCUUCUAGGACAUCUGGGAGGAAAAAGGGUGCAAAAGUUUUAUUGUGAUGGCCGUUGUUAUUCUAUGUAAUGUAAGGCACUGGAGUAAGUAGCUCUGUUUUUUUUCAGUGGUCAUAAUUUAUUGAAUAGGCAGUCAACUAUGUUGUAGACUUCACAUUGUUUGUUUGUUUUUAUUUUCUUGCUCUAGUACUCUACAUAAUGAUGCAUCAGCAUUCUUCAGUCUCAACAGAUGUGGAUUUUUUUUUCUAUUUUUAAAACAUUGAUGCACUUUUUUAUAUCAUAGUGAUACAAACUUGAAUUUUGUAAAUAUAUUUUAUCUUUGUAAACACGAGUUUCAAACAUCCCUAAAUAUGCUUCAACAAGUAGCCUUUGAGAAAGGGUAUGCUUCCUGUACAGCACCUCAGCAGUCAUUUCAAAUAUUAAAGAAUAUUGUCCAAAUAUUUCCGAACAUCAAACGAUGUUGAGUGUUUACAAUGCUAUGAAACAUCCAUAUUAUGUGUAGAUGUAUUGUAGUCAGGGACCCCGAUUCUCUUUAUCAUAUACAUAAAGUAUACCAAAGAUAAUAAAGUAAAUAUCUGAAUAAAGAAUUUUGAAAAAGAGUGUUUGAAUGGGGUGACACGGUGGCUCAGUGGUUAACACUGUCGCCUCACAGCAAAAAGGUUGCUGAUUUGAGUCCCGGUUGGAUUUUCUGUGUGAAGUUUGUAUGAUUUCCUUGUGUUGGCGUAGGUUUUCUCCGCGUGCUCCUGUUUUCCCCCACAGUCUAAAGACAUGCGCUAUAGGUGAAUUAGAUUAAAUAAAUUGCCCUAGUAUAUAAGC